GCCGAGUGAAACUAGAUAGCUUUCCAUUGCCAACAUAUAUCCAACCAUUCCUGAUUACAUAACAAAAAUGGCGGAAGCCAACACCUUAAUAUCAUCCUCAGCAACAAACAUCAUCAAAACGCCAGGCUCAUUUCAGUCUAAGUUCAAUUCCCAGAAACUUCAGCCCCACAAUCCCAGUAAUUUUAGAGUUAAAGCAAGUUCAUCCAAAAGGCAUGAUUAUUCAUCCCUGAGUAUUAACAAGCAAGACUGUCGAACUAAUCGACGCCGGCUUAUCACGAUAUCGACGGCUGACGGGAGAUGGCAUGGAACAUGGAGCUGUGAUUACCUUGUGUCUCUUAAGGACCUCAACUUGGCUGACUUGAUCGAAGAUGAUGCACAAAGGGAUGCUCAGGUUUCUAUCAAUCUUUGCAUCCAAAAGCAUGCCAGCUUUGGGCUUUCAGUGGACGGAAGGAUUAUUACAUCUUUCACCAGGAAAUGUAGCAUCUGUUCUUCUCCAUAUUGCAGACAGAUUGAUACAAACUUCAACGUUUGGGUCCUGGCUUCGAAUAAAGACCAUGAUGCAACUCAUCAGUUGCCUGAGAUCGGUGGAGAUGAUCCAUCGGUUAUCUAUGUGAAACCAGGAUAUGAAGCGAACCUGGAUUCACUGAUACAGGACACAAUCCGGCUAACAACCUCCACCAGGGACAUUUGCUCGGAAGCAUGCCGAAAAUCGGAACCCACUCUGAGUUAUAUUGGUAAAAGGAAUGCAGCUUCCAUCGACAAGAGGUGGUGUAGAUUGUUGGAACUAAGGAACGCAAAUCUGUAUAAUACAAAUUUUUAGAUUAUUUAUAGAAUGAUGUACUGAAACUCUCUAUGUAACACCUCAAACCGAUGCGGGUAGCCCGAUCCGAUUCGGGAAGUCACAU
Hibiscus syriacus is the source of this 905-nucleotide messenger RNA. Its product is annotated as large ribosomal RNA subunit accumulation protein YCED homolog 2, chloroplastic-like. The record is from RefSeq and is a predicted model, not a curated record. Bases 68 to 820 code for a protein of 250 amino acids. The transcript is spliced from 7 exons. Lineage: Eukaryota; Viridiplantae; Streptophyta; Magnoliopsida; Malvales; Malvaceae.